GUCCACGUCGACCGACCACAUGGCGCGCCGUGCACCACCUCUCUGUGCGACUGUGUUGGAGCUGGAGGAGGCCCGAUGGAUAAGCCAAGCGUCGCCGCUCGUCGUUGCGGCUCCGCCAUCUCUCGCCUGCACUGCGCGAGCGAGCUGCUGCUGCUGCGUCGACGAUCCUUCCUCGGAUCUCCAUCAUCAGAGACAGAAUUAUAAUAUCUCCACGCCUUAAGCGCAAAAGCAGGGGCUUCCUCUAGCUCCGGCUGACAUUCCCUCGGCUUCUCCCCGGCCGCAUCUUGGCUCGAUCCUGAGCUCUGCUGCAGCUCGUAUUAAAGGCGUACUUUUCUUCUUCCUCUCGUUGGCAGAGGAGCGCAGUAGUGGAUUUGAUUGUCUAAAUUUGCGGUUUAAAGGGGCCGGUGGUCGCUGUGGCCGGGUUUUUAGUAGUUGGACGAGAGGGCGCAGAACUGCAGCGGUAGGAGCAGUGUGGGUGAGGUGCGCAGGGGGCCAGUGCGAGGGGAGAUUGCGAGAUGGCUGUCAUGAUGCCUCAAAAGCUCUCUACGGCGGGCCGAUUCCUGAUCGGUGCUCCACAUUCUGCUCCUCGGAGCGUCACAAGACCUGGGUUGGUGCGUGCUGCCUCAGAACCCUCGGAGAAGUCCUUGGAUGUUAUGCGCAAAUUUUCCGAGCAGUAUGCUAGGCGAUCAGGAACAUUUUUCUGCUGCGAUAAGGGUGUAACAUCAGUUGUGAUCAAGGGGUUGGCAGAGCAUAAGGACUCUCUUGGAGCACCGUUAUGUCCUUGCAGGCAUUAUGAUGAUAAGCAGGCCGAAGUGGAGCAGGGAUUCUGGAAUUGCCCUUGUGUUCCUAUGCGAGAGAGGAAGGAGUGCCACUGCAUGUUGUUUUUGACCUCCGAUAACGAUUUUGCCGGGACAGAACAGGCGAUUACCAUGGAGGAGAUUAAAGAGCUUACUGCAAACUACUGAUGAAAUCUGACGCAAUUUGUCGUCAGCUGUACGAAUACUACUUGGAACCAGCACUUGAUGGGAAAUUUUCCAUCCUUGUUGAUGAAUGUAGCAGAUUCUCGUCUCAUCUGCUGCAAUGUAGGAGGAUCAUGUCACCUGAUGUAUAAGUAAGCAUGUUCGCGGAAGGCAGUCUCAGUCUGUGUAUAAGUGUAAAGCAAAACAACAAAGAGUGUACAUUGCUUCUACUUGAUUUCUGAGUUCCUAGCAGGUAGUGAAGAUCCUCAUCAAUCAUGUAACGUAAUAGUUGUUGACAACGUUAGGUGGGUAGAGAUGUAAGUAAGAGUUCGUCGGUCAUCUGGAGUUGUCAUUCAACAUGAAGCCACUACUACACCGGUUUAUUUAACCGGUCUAGACAGUGGUAAAGUUUUCUACUGGUGCUAAGAAGUCAUUGGUCAAUUAUGAAGAUGAUUGCUCGUGCACUCAUGUCAGGUGAUUUACCACGCAUCCAUUUCAGUUGGGCUCCUUGAUUU
Molecule: messenger RNA, 1474 nt
Organism: Marchantia polymorpha subsp. ruderalis
Lineage: Eukaryota; Viridiplantae; Streptophyta; Marchantiopsida; Marchantiales; Marchantiaceae
Source: the annotation of a GenBank genome assembly